Linum trigynum is the source of this 2632-nucleotide messenger RNA. Lineage: Eukaryota; Viridiplantae; Streptophyta; Magnoliopsida; Malpighiales; Linaceae. The record is from the annotation of a GenBank genome assembly.
ACACCAAACCCAUUCCCACCUCUCUCCUUCUAACUUCUCACUCUACAGUCUACCCACCCCCCUCCCCACCCAAAAACCUUAUAAUUAGUUAUUUUGUUGGUUGCGGCUAAGUCUGAUCUGCCUUCAAAAAACUUUUUCUUUGAUUUUCACUAAAAAACUGUCGAACCUCUGUCCGGAUUCCGAAAAAAUGGCCGAUUUCGCCCAAGAAGAGGGCCUUUUUUAUGAUGAUUAUCAAACGGUACGUACUCAUUUUUCCCAAUUGUUGUUGUUGUUGUUAUAAUGAUUUAUUUAAUUUAUAUACUAAUUGAUUUAUGUUAUUGUUAUGCUAUCGUAGGUUGGGCCGGAUGUUGAUAUUUUCAAUCAACGAUAUUAUGUUGAUCAAGGACCGAUUGAUCCGACAGUUUUAUACGAUCAAACAAAUCAUCGUUCAAGAGACGUUUGGAACGACCACAAGGUACAUAUUAUUUAUCAUCACUUGUAAUUUGUAUUUUGCUAAAGUAAUUUAUUUGUUUGUACAAUAAUUUACUUAAUUGUUAAUCGUAUUGAUUAUUUUCAAUAAUUUAAAUCAAUACAAUACAACACUUAUUUAGACUCUUUAUAAAGAAAUGCAUGUCUAAGGAAAUGGAGACUUAAGCGAUCAUCAUGAUCCCCCCAUGACCUGGGAAAAUCGGGUUCUAAGCGAUCCUCGGAUCCCCCUUUUUCUGUCAAAAAAACUGUGUUUCUAAGGAGAUGUAUACCUCUCCUAAGAGUCUUACGAGUGUACUUGUAUUGCUUUAAAUUAUUGAAAAUAAUCAAUACGAUUAACAAAAUAAUAUAUUUGAUUUUAUGUGUAUGUGUACAAAAAAUAAUUAUACUUAAAUUUUGAAAAUUAUUUUAGUUAUGUUAAUAUUAAUGUUUAUUAGAUAAUGUAUAUUUAUCUAAAACAACCUUGAUUUAAUUAUUAUUGCAUCUUAUAAUAUUAUUUAGCUAUGUUAAAAAUUAAUGUUUAUUAGAUAAUGUAUAUUUCUAUAAAACAAUCUUGAUUUAAUUAAUAUUGCAUCUUAUAAUAUUAUUUAGUUAUGUUAAAAUUAAUGUUUAUUAGUAUGGAAUAGGUACACGGUCGUGAGGUACCUCAUCACCAUCUGCGUCUGAAUCUGGACCGGAAUCAUCAGCACCUUCCAGCGGAUCGAAGCUGUCUGCACUAACUUCGCCUUCCUCUUCUUCAACCUCAGGGUCACUAACUGGACUUGGAUUGACCUCUUCUUCCAUCUGAUUAUCAUCAUGAAAGGCACCUUCACCUUCACCAGCUCCGUAAUGGUAGUUGUGGUAACUAACACCGCUUUGAUAGAAGUUGUACUCGGGUGGGUACUGGUAGCCUGCUUGUUGGUUGUGAUCCGCCUGUUGAGCUUCUUCUUCAUAUGAAGGGAAGGAUUGAUGACUUCCUCCAGUUCCAUGAUGAUACUCCUGCCUCCAGCUCGAGUCUUGGAAAUCCUGGUGGGGAUGAUCUUCGUAUAAUACACUCCCACCGUGGAUACCAGAUGUUUGGCCAUCUCCAGAAUGACCUACACUGCCUUCGACGACCUCGGUGUAAACGAACAUCUCCGCUUGCUUAAUUUUAUUGGUGGUCAAAAAUUGGACCAUGACAUCAACGUCCUCCUGAGUGGUAAUCUGAGUGCACAUUUGAUGGAGCUCUUCAAGCAUCGGUCUCGUACGGACCUUCAUUUUAUAAAAAUUGCCACCGACGUAACUUACACCCUUUUCGAUCUCUUCCGUGUAACCAUUCCACCGCAACCCAAGCGCGAACCUUUGGAAUGCCAUCUACAAUGAAAAGUAAUACAAGUUACUAACAUAACAUCACAAAGGACAAUGAAAAGUAAUUAAGUUACUAACAUAAAAUCACAAAGGACAAUGAAAAGUAAUUAAGUUACUAACAUAAAAUCACAAAGGACAAUGAAAAGUAAUUACGAAACAAACUUACGAAUUAACGUUAAUCGCAAAAACUAAAUAAUUUAAAGGUGCAAAGCUGAUAUUUGAAGAAGGAAGAGGAGGAGUGAAGAAUUGAGUUCUCUGAAACAGCCUUUUAUAGGCAAAUUUUGCAGCAAAACCGCUGGGGGGGGGGAGCGGUUUUAGGUCUGCCAUGCAGCCCUACCCCCUGCAUGCAGACAUGUCCGAUAUGUUUGCUGUCGGGUGACUAGGCACAAACCGCGCCUUGGGGCAGCGGUUUAUGUCCUGACAUGGUAAACCGCCGCCUGGUGGGCGGUUUAUCAUGCCGACAUUUAAACGCUCCCUCUUCAAGCGUUUUGUGGUAGGGUUAGCCUAUAACCGCGCCUUCCAGAAGCGGUUUUUGCUGGAAAUUGAAAACGCCUCUUGGCAAGGCGGUUAUAUUAUAAACCACUGAUAGGAGGCGCGGUUUCAUUAAAAACCGCUCAUUUGAGGCGCGGUUUUAUAUACACUAUGGUAUUUUUGGAAAUUAUUGGGAAUGGGUGGUAUUUUUGUAUUUUUUUUAAACAGUGGUAGUUUUGGAUUUUUCCCUCUUUUUGCAAGGUUGUUAAGAUGUUCAUUAUCUUGGUUUGACAAGUGUUAUUAGUUCGAUCGAUGAGUACAAUCGGUUUAUGCUAGUUUAUGUAGGUUUUAAUAAAUAUUUAAAAAUUGA